AUGCCAAAACGCUCUAAAAAAAGGAAGCUAAAGGAAAGAGCAGCACCUCCUCCUAUGAAGAAGGGCCAACCCAAAUCCUUAAAGAGUGGUUCUGAUGUUGUGAAUGGAGCUGAAGCCCAAGAAAAUGAAACCUUGAUGGAGAAGAAGAAUGAAUUUGGAUACGAGGAAGAAUCCAAUUCGGAUGUUGAUGAUCCAUUUUCUGCUCCACAAGACAUUCUGAGAAGAAAUGGAGAAUUUGAAGAUUCUGAUUCGGCUGACUCUGAUGAUAUUGAGAAUAAGGCCAAAGCUAUUGACUUGGAAAGGGAAAGGGAGCAAAACGAUGCCAAUCAAGAAUUACAGACCAACAUUCUCGAACAAGAUGAGGUCGACUUCAGAUUUCCAACCAACCAGGAGCUUGAUGAAGAAGCCCUCAGACCGCCUGAUCUUGCUAAUCUCAAGUUUAGGAUAAGCUCGAUUGUUCGGGUGCUCUCCAAUUUUGAGGAUUUGAGACAGCAAGGAUUGACACGCAAACAAUAUGUAAAUCAGCUUGCGAGGGAUUUAGGUUCAUAUUAUGGGUAUAAUGAAUUUCUGAUUGGAACUUUAAUAGAGAUGUUUCCUGUUGCUGAGCUCAUGGAACUUAUUGAAGCUUUUGAGAAGCCCCGGCCUAUAUGUUUACGCACAAAUACCUUGAAAACUCGGAGGAGGGAUUUGGUUGGGGUGUUAUUGAACAGGGGCGUCAACUUAGAUCCAUUGGGCAACUGGUCAAAAGUUGGCUUGACUGUCUACAGUUCACAAGUCCCAAUCGGUGCUACUCCUGAGUAUAUGGCCGGUCAUUACAUGCUACAAGGUGCAAGUUCUUUCUUGCCGGUGAUGGCCCUUGCUCCUCAGGAAAAGGAAAAAGUUUUGGAUAUGGCGGCUGCUCCUGGUGGUAAAACAACUUAUGUUGCAGCACUGAUGAAAAAUAGUGGCAUUAUUUAUGCGAAUGAGAUGAAGACAUCAAGACUGAAGUCUCUUAGUGGAAAUUUGCACCGGAUGGGUGUAACAAAUACCAUAGUUUGCAACUACGACGGAAGGGAGCUGCCCAAGGUUCUAGGUCAAAGCACUGUUGACAGAGUUUUGUUGGAUGCUCCUUGCAGUGGCACCGGGGUUAUAUCUAAAGACGAGAGUGUCAAAACCUCAAAAACUGCACUCGAUAUAGAGAAUUGCGCACAUCUGCAGAAGCAACUCAUACUAGCAGCAAUUGACAUGGUUGAUGCAAACUCAAAAUCAGGAGGAUACAUUGUUUAUUCCACAUGCUCAAUUACGGUUGCCGAGAAUGAAGCAGUGAUAGACUAUGCGCUGAAGAAUAGGAAUGUUAAACUUGUGAACUGUGGACUCGAAUUUGGCCGUCCGGGGUUUAUCCGCUUCAGGGAACACCAGUUUGAUCAAUCCCUGGAGAAAACAAGACGAUUUUAUCCUCAUGUAAACAACAUGGAUGGAUUUUUUGUGGCAAAGCUGAAGAAAAUGAGCGAUUCAAAACCAACUUCAACAGCCAGUGAACCCAAAGGGGUAGUGGAUCGACAUGCUCAGCCAGUGGAAAGUGGUAACACAAAUAACGAGGAAGGAAAGAUCAAACAGUUCUUCAAGGAAAUGGUUACAGAGGAGAAUAACAACUUAAACCAAAAUACUAUUAAAGCUGGCAGAGUAAAUUCAUCAGGCACCAGGAAGAGGAAGCACAAAGAUGGCCCUUCCAAAGAGGAAACUCCAGAAACUAGGGAAAAAAGGAGACAAGUGUCUGGUGAAUCAAAGAGAAAAGCAAGGUUGGAAAAGCAGUCUACCAGAAGUAACAGGAAAAAGAGAACAGAAGUAUCCCAACAACCAAGAAUGGCAUUUGAUCCGAGACAAGUGCUGGCUGGAGUUUUAACUGUGACCAUGUUUGUCAUGCUUGGCAAUAUGAUCAAAAGAGACCAUUUUGAUUCCAUUCAGGUGAAUGAAUCUGGAAAUCCGUCUCUCCAUGGUAGCACAAAGGAGAAUCUUGUUAGCAUUGCAGAUGGAGGAGAUGGGCCUUGGAGGAAGAAUGAUGGAUCCACCCUCAAUCCUUGCUGGACUAAGCCUGUUCUAGAGGAAGUUGACCAGUCGCAAGGCUUUGUUACCUUCUCCUUAACUAAUGGUCCAGAAUAUCAUGUCUCUCAGAUCACAGAUGCAGUGGUGGUUGCAAGGUACCUACGUGCAACUCUUGUGAUCCCGGAUAUUAGGGGAAGCAAUCCUGGAGAUAAAUGGAACUUUGAAGAUAUCUACGAUGUUGAAAAGUUUAUCAAAAGCUUGGAGGGUGUGGUGAAAGUAGUAAAACGUAAACCUGCUGGAAUAUCAUCACGAGAUGUUGCAGUUGUCAAGGUCCCUAAUCUAGUUACUGAGGAAUUUAUCGCAGAAAAGAUUGAACCUUCGUUCAGGACAAACGGCCAUAUUAGGCUCGCGACAUAUUUUCCAUCAGUGAACAUGAGAAAGACCGAAGAAAACAGCAAGAUCAAUUCAGUGGCGUGUAUGUCAAUGUUUGGAUCCCUGCAUUUACAGCCUGCAGUUCGUGAAGUAGUCGACUCGAUGAUUGAACGUUUAAGGUCUCUAAGUCACAAGGCAAAUGGACAGUUCAUUGCGGUGGACCUGAGGGUUGAUAUAUUGGAGAAAAAAAGUUGUCAAAAUGGUGGUUCCGGAUCUAAGAGCUGUUAUGGACCGCAAGAGAUAGCAUUGUUUUUGAGAAAGAUUGGGUUUGAAAAAGAUACCGCUCUUUAUCUCACUCAGUCGAGGUGGGAUAGUAGCCUUGAUGGUCUCAAGGAUUUCUUUCCUAAAACUUACACCAAGGAAGGGAUAGUACCUGCUGAUAAGAAGGAGAAAUUCCUCGACACUGAAGGUUCCGAAUUGGAAAAGGUUAUUGACUUCUACAUUUCUUCUGAAAGUGAUGUUUUUGUGCCAGCCAUUUCCGGCCUAUUCUAUGCAAAUGUAGCUGGCAAGCGAAUUGCUUCUGGUAAGACUCAGAUCCUCGUUCCAGCAAAUAUUCCUGGUUCAACGGCUUCUCCUUCAAAGUUUACGUCCCAUUAUGUCACAAAAAGAAAUCACUUCGCAUACACUUGUUACUGCUAG
Oldenlandia corymbosa var. corymbosa is the source of this 3093-nucleotide messenger RNA. The record is from the annotation of a GenBank genome assembly. NCBI's taxonomy places the organism in Eukaryota, Viridiplantae, Streptophyta, Magnoliopsida, Gentianales, Rubiaceae.